AUGAAAAGGCUUAAAUAUCACCUCGGAUGUGUCAACAUACAAAAGUCACUCAAGGAACUGACGGAGGAAUAUAAAUCAGGAUUUACAUGCCCGUGCUGUCGUAGCAAGUUGCCUAAAUCUGACAAUACUAAUACCCCCAUUAGAUCUUCUGGUCAACAAGCAAGCGAAUGUGAUCUGGGUGAAUUGUCGUCAGAGAACGUUAACUAUAGGCGAGGCACUAAACCUCUGCAAAAGAACACGACUAGCGUGACUACUGAAAACAUUAGACAAAUUAUUAAAGAAGAACUUGAAAACGUAUUGGAUGGUUUUAGAAUUAGCAUUUUAAAGGAAUUUGAGCUAAAAACUAAAGAAGUAUUGGAGCGUUUCAACCACAUAUCUGACACACUUAAGGGAAUUGAAGGCCGGCAGGAGGGCUUGAAGAAAGAAAUUGAUGAAAACUCAAACAGUAUUCGCUUGUUAAUAACCGAAAACACAGCUCUCAAGGACACAGUAGCUGAUUUAAAUGCUAGAGUUACUCGAAUGGAACAACACUCUCGAGCCAGCAACUUGGAAAUUCAAAACGUCCCUGAAUAUAAGUCUGAAAACCUUAACACCAUAGUUAAACAAAUCGCAGCAAUCACUGACUGCAAAUUGGAGGAAACUGACAUACAACUGUGUACAAGAAUAGCCAAAGUGAAUAACGAGAGCCGACGACCUAGAUCUAUCAUAAUUAAAUUCAACUCCCAAAAAGCGCGUGAUAAUUUAUUGGCUGCGACGUUAAAAUUUAACAAAAAAUCAAAGAGUUUGAAGGAUAAGCUAAAUACCAGCCAUCUUGGCAUCGGCGGUGACAUACAAUCAGUUUUUGUGGUGGAGCAUCUUUCUCCAGCCCAAAAGGCUUUACACGCAGCAGCCAGAUUUAAGGCAAGGGAAUUGAACUACAAAUUCGUUUGGAGACUUGGCUUAAUAGUGGCUGUUUUGAUUGUGAAUUCUUUGAGAGUGGGUAUUGUGUGUACAGACGAGAUCGCGAAACAUCUGCUUCAACUAAAAGACGGGGUGGCGGUGUCCUGA
Messenger RNA from Ostrinia nubilalis (European corn borer), 1047 nucleotides. RefSeq lists its product as uncharacterized. Gene Ontology annotation, biological process: retrotransposition. The record is from RefSeq and is a predicted model, not a curated record. The transcript is spliced from 3 exons. The coding region runs from base 1 to 1047 and encodes 348 amino acids. Gene Ontology annotation, cellular component: ribonucleoprotein complex. NCBI's taxonomy places the organism in Eukaryota, Metazoa, Arthropoda, Insecta, Lepidoptera, Crambidae. Gene Ontology annotation, molecular function: single-stranded RNA binding.